CUCUACGUGCGAUCAUUGGCUGCCUGCCGCCGAAGCUCAACCGUGAGAGAUAGGAAAUCGAAUCUACAGGUGUUUGGAGAACGGUUUCAUGCGUUUCAUACGAACUUUUGCAAGGAUGGCGUCUGAAGCAAAGCGAGUGAAGCUGAGCGGAGAUGAUCGGUCUCAGAAGCUCUCUGCCUUGACAGCUGCAGGAUGGAAGGAAGUAGAAGGGCGGGAUGCCAUCCAGAAAGAAUUCACUUUUGGGAACUUCAAUCAGGCCUUUGGUUUCAUGACCCGCGUGGCGCUCAAGGCAGAGACCAUGAAUCACCACCCAGAAUGGUUCAACGUCUACAACCGUGUGGACAUCACGCUCAGCACUCACGACGUCGGUGGGCUGUCCGAUAACGACGUCAACAUGGCCAAUUUCAUCGAGAAGGCGGCGACGACGACGUCGGCCUAGUAAUCUUUCCUUCACUUGGAUUCCAGGGCCCGGUUACCCAAAGCUUGGCAAUCGAUUUUAUGCUUCAUUUCAGUGAUUGAUUGUGCAUUGUAGUCUAUGUGAUCAAUCGUAAAUAAUUGUGCUAUGAUCAUUGCUAAGUUUUGUGUUACGGGGCCAUUGGUAACAAAAUCGUCAUCCAUCUACCUUCUUAGCAACUGUAGAAAAACCAUUAUGAAAUGUAUUAUGAAGUCGCAUCCAUACUGAAACUCAAGAAAUGUGUUUAUGAAAUAUGCAAGGAUUGUUUGUUAGGUAUGAACAAUUUUUAGCAUCAUGAUACCAAAGGGGUGUGAUACUUGUGUUUCCAUUUUGAAAACACGUUUACACUAAAACUGCAAACGUGUGUUACAUUGACACAAUCAAGUUAUGACACAAGUGUUAUACUAUGAAUGCAAUUUCACACUAUACACAAUACAUACUGCCGUACUGUGGCAAAAGGAAGCAAGUUACCAGAGUAUAAUUUGUGUAAAUGAGCAAUGUGUGUUUGUCAUUUACAUUGUCGUCAAUGCAAUUUAACAGCAUAUUUUCUUCAAUAUCUUUCCAUAGAACGAUCAUUUCUUCCCCAAAUUUUGUCUGAACGUGCAACAUACCAAGGGUGUUUCAGAAACAAUAACUCAAAUUUGACUCAUGUGUCACUUGCUUCCUUUUGUCAAAGUUGGGCAGCUUACAAAAACCCAAUGGCCCAUAUUCUAAAUUCCAAUUUAAUUUAUGUCAUGGUCCAACUCUGUGCGAAAGUUAUGGAAAGCCGAAAAUAUCACAAAUUUGUGAUAUUUUGAAACAUUUUAUGUUUCUUGAUGCUCACAAAGGCAAAGAAAACUGAUUUCGUUGUUAUUACCAGGUUAUGUGACUUCCCUAAUAGAACAACGCCAUCUUCGUCCUGGCUUUCGCUCAUCUGGUACUGGUGUCACUCUUCAUGUACCCAUUACACGCCUAAAGGGAUAUGGAGAUCGUGCCUUUUCAUUUAUUGCUUGACAAAAUUGAACUCUUCAAAUCGUAUCUCAAAACUCACUUAUUUCAGCAAUAAUUAGCUCAAUUGGAUGAGCCCACGCUUAUGAAUUUUAAAAACAGAAAUAUGGCACAAUAUAAAUGCUGUGGAUCAUCAUCGUCAUCAUCAUUUCCAGUAAGUUAUGAAAGACCAGAGUAAGUGAUGAGCUUAUUAAUUGAACAUGUGCUGUUAACAAUUGGUGUCUCAAUUGGCUUUCCAUAGUUUUAAUGACAACAAGAGUUUGAAUUCAACCCGAGUUUAGAAUAUGGGUCACUAGCAUGUUAUAAUAUGAAUACGCAUUGAUAUUUCAGAAUGUGUUUAAAGUAAUGAUCAUGUGUUUGCACCAUAACACUAAUUUUUUUUUUCUUAAACGCAUUCUUAAGAUAUCUUACUUGUUUAUUCUCAACUUGCGUUUCUAUCGGAAAGUUAAUGAUUACCCUGAUGACAGUUUUGUGAAACCAGCCCCACCUGACACCGUGUCCAUCCUUGCCAAUAAGGCUGAUAUUGAUCUAACGUUUUGAUAAUGUUAGCAGCUCAGGGUCCCGUCUAACAAAGAGUUGCGAUUGAUCCGAUCAACCACAACUAUGGAAAGCCAGCAAUGUCAACAUCUAAAAUGCAUGUUUGUUCAUAAUGCUAUCUAGAUAUGAUGCAUUCGUUGUUGCCGUGACAACUCAGAGUGCUUCUCUGUUAAAAAAACAACAUUGUGCAAUUUUACUGUAGAAAAAAUUAUGCCAUUGUUGGAUUUUCAUGUUUGUGAUCGAUCGCAUCAAUCUUAACUCUUUUUGUAAGAUGGGGUUUCUUGCAGAUAUAAUAAAUGAUCAAAUCAUUAUGGUGAAUUCAUGUACAAUAUAUAAUAUGUGGUAUUAGAAAAUCAUGUCUGAAAUUCAUAUAUAACGUAGUCAAUAAUAAAAAACUGACCUAACUGCUCAGGGUUAAAACCAAUUAAUAGAACCUAAUUAUAUCUUUCAUUCAUUUUCCCUUUCAUUUUCUGGGGUUUUUUUGGGGGGGUGGGAGGAGACAAAAUAAUUUUUUUUUUUAAAUGUACCUUUUACAACCAGGUUAAUAGAUUUGUCCUUUAGUGGGUACUAUGAAUUUAAAAUUUACUGAUAUAAUAUAAUUUUCCCUGGAUAUAGUACAUUCUUAGUUUUUUGUUUUUUAAUAUGAUAAUAGCGCAGACAAUCUUUGAAUUAAAUCAUUAUGAAAUUGAAGAAAAAUAGUUAACUAUUGAUAUGAAAUUACAUGUUUAUGAGGUGAUGAACAAUACAAUACACUAUAUGCUGCAUGCAGGCAAUAAGAUAACCUCAAACAUUAAAUGAAAUAUCAAAAUUGUUCGUAAAUGACGGGUUUGGUUUCAUUGUCAGAUCAGGCCAUCGGGGGCGUACCUCACUUUACAGUAUUGAGAAAUCACGUACUGAACUUGCAUAUUGAUAAGGGAGCUAACUCUAGGAAAUAUGUCAACUGCGCCCCUAUUGUCUUUAUGCCCCAGCUAUUAAUACAAUCCUGUAUGUGCUGGGUUCAGAGUGUGUUUCAAACGUGUUGCUAUUGGUUAAAAGUUUGUUUAAGCAUUCCUCAGUGUCUCUGUAUUCAUACCUUGUAUUGUUGUUAUCACAAUGUUCAUACAAUUCUAAGGGAAUAAGAUGAGUUCAGUAUUAUGUGUUAACAAGUGAAUAAUGUCUCGUUAUAAUAGCAGUUGUAGACUAAGAGGCCGUUCUCAUUACACUUUCUAAAACCAGUUUACUGGAAACCGAUUCAGGAAGCCAGUUUGGAAGAUCGCUUUGCUAGCGUUCCCACUUGAUCACACCUUGGAGCUAUGGUAUUAACACAGACGAAAGUGGUUUUCAAAAUCAUUUCACAUAAAGCGAUCUUGUAGCUAUGGAAACGCUCUCAGUGGGGUGACACGUUUCACGCGAAAUUUGAAAUCGCAGAGUAAGCAUUCUACACCAGUCGUGUGGAGUAGCGCGCUCAAAACGUGCGAAGAUCGCUUCCCGAAGAACGGUUGUGUCCUCACGCUAAAACCAGUUUAACGAGGCAGAGCGAUCUUGAAAACUACAUCGCGAGGUGGUUUUCUGAACCGGUUUGGAAGAUCGCUUCCAGGAUCGCUUCGACCGUUCUCACUACACGUUAAGCUCGUUUCCACUAAACUAGUUUUAGGAACGUAGUGACAACGGUGUGACUAAUAAGUAUCCAAAUGUGUCUCCCUAGCCCAUGCUCUGGUCCUUUGUAAUGUCACAAAUUACUGUAUACGGCUGCAGAGUUAGUUAUGUUUAGUUUGUCAGCUCUCAUUAAUUUGUCAUUCACAAAUGUUACAAUAUAUGCAAGCCCAUAGCCAGAAGGGGGGGUCAAACCCCCUGAAAUUUUCAAAAGCAAGAAAAAAUAGGGGAUGAAAAGAAGAAGAGAAGGAAAGUCAAGGGAUCAAACCCCCUAAUUGAAAACCCCUGGCUGCAGGCCUGAUAUGUACUGCUUUGGAAUUGAAAGAAUCAAAAUAUAUCAUUGUUUUGUUUUCAGGUAUUUGUAGAGGUUCAAUCAUGUAAAAAUGGGAGAAAAUCUUUAGAUGACUAUCAAAAGCUGAAUUUUCUACAGUUGUGUGCUUCGUUUGUUGCUAUUUUAGAAUAUCUUAUACAUUGUAUCAGCCAACCUGUGUGUAUGUAUUCAGGAGGGGGGGGGGCAGAGGUAGUCUGCUGUGCAGACCCUUCACUCAGGUUUUGGGGUCUGAAUGCAAAGCCUUGUUUAUACCUCGGUCACAUUUGCUCUACGGCGGCUGUACGGCGAGUCGAAAACAGCCGUUUUAUUCAUUUUUAUUCAAACCACCUAUAUUUAGCUGGUACAAAAACUGUUAAAACGACUGUUUUCGACUCGCCGUAUGGCCGCCGUAGAACAUAUGUGACCGAGGUAUUACUGAAGGCCCUUUGAAAGAGCAAGUUUUAAAAGUGCUAGUCUUUUAUGAAGACCCACUUGUAGAUCAAAGUUUCAAUCAGAGUCCGUGCCUGCAGACCACAAGCAAUGUUCCCCAAUAUUAACCUUUUUUUAUUUAAAAGUUUUUUACCUACUCCCAUGGUAUAUCCUGGAUUUACCCAUGUGCGUCAUAUAUUUGUUUCAUUCUUCCAGAAAUCUUUUUUUUUGUAUGUGUAUUUUGGUAUCCCAUGUAAUGGUGUGCAUAAUGAUAAUAGAAAGAGUAUUCAAUAAAAAAAAUGAUAAAUCUACAAA
Molecule: messenger RNA, 4664 nt
Organism: Lytechinus pictus (painted urchin)
Lineage: Eukaryota; Metazoa; Echinodermata; Echinoidea; Temnopleuroida; Toxopneustidae
Product: pterin-4-alpha-carbinolamine dehydratase-like
Exons: 3
Coding region: 89-439 (116 amino acids)
Biological process (GO): tetrahydrobiopterin biosynthetic process
Molecular function (GO): 4-alpha-hydroxytetrahydrobiopterin dehydratase activity
Source: RefSeq, a predicted model, not a curated record